UUUUGGCGGCGGUUUGAUUCCUCCCAAGAUGGCGGCGGCUUUUCCUCAGUCGCUCGGCUCUCGCCGCAGCCGCUCUGGCUGGGACGGGACGGCGGGAAGGAGAGCGGCGGCGGCGGCCGCUCCGGCCUUGGUGGCGUUGGCGGCCGCCGUCGCCGCCGUCGCCUCGGCUUCGCAGGACCCCGGCGCGGCGGGGCGGCCAGUGAGGGAGCUGAGCGGGUCCAACUGGAGCCUCCUGCUGCAGGGCCAGUGGAUGGUCCAAUUCUAUGCCCCUUGGUGUCCCGCUUGUCAGGAGAUGGAAUCGGCAUGGGAGGCUUUUGCAGAAAACAGCAAAGACCAUGAACUCAGCGUGGGCAAGGUGGAUGUCACUCAAGAACCAGGCGUAAGCGGUCGCUUCUUUGUUACGACACUCCCCACGAUUUACCACGCAAAGGAUGGAGUGUUUCGAAGAUACCGUGGCUUGAGGACGCUGGAGGAUUUAGAAACCUAUAUCCUGGAGAGAAAGUGGGAAGCUGUGGAACCUGUGGCUGGAUGGAAGUCCCCCUCAUCUAUUACGAUGCAUGGAAUGGCAGGACUCUUCCAUUUAUCUGCAUGGAUCAGGCAAAUCCACAACUACUUAACAGUCACUCUUGGAAUUCACGUUUGGGGUUCUUAUGCAGUCUUCAUAUUGGCCACUUUAUUGAUUGGUCUAAUCCUGGGCUUGAUACUGGUUUUACUUACAGACUGCAUUUUCCCACCUAAGUCCGAAUUGGAAGAUUCUGACUUGGUGGACCGCAGUGAUGAUAAAACAGAGGAGCAACAGGAGACAGUAGAGCAUAUAGCCGAAGAACCAGUUCCAGAAAAAGGUUUGUCUGAUGGAGAAGAUGAGGAAGAUGAGUCUCAGGGAAACUCUUCGGAGGACUCUGCAGUUGAAGGAUCCGAGACUGAAAAUGACUCUGAGCACCAUGCAGCUGACAAAGUGGAGCAAAGCUCUCUAAGGCAACGUAAAAACCAGGUGGAGGCUGAUGGACUAUAGUGCAAUUAGCUGUGUAUGUACUUUUAUCUGGACCAAAGAAGCAUUGGGGACCAUCCUUGAUUGCAGCUGACGCCAAACACUUGACCUGUAAACUGUUACAGCUAAAUCCAUGCUUUGUGUCGGAAGGCUGCUUGCUGUCAUUGUCUUUAGGGCCAGUAAUUUCUGGAAGAUACAUUUUUAAUGUUCAGAUAGAAGCCAUGACAAUCACGUAACUUUGAUUUUGUACCAGAUGCAGGGGUGGUGUCGAUGAGAGGUGUUAACUUUUGGCUAGGAUGCCAUAGGCAAGGCACACUGUACACAGAUACAAUUUUUGUGUUUCAGUAUUAUGUGCUUACAGAUUUUAGUUAAUCUAAGGCAUGCUUUGGUCUUUGUUGGCACAAGCUAGUCAGCCAUGGAAUUCGAAGCUUUCUGUAAAAACCCUAUAGUUCCUCGUUAGAUAUAAGGCAGCUUCCAUUAUUAUCAGUGAAGAAUUAACUUUCAUAUACAUGCAGUACACCAUUAUUUUUGAAGUGGUU
Molecule: messenger RNA, 1527 nt
Organism: Podarcis muralis (Common wall lizard)
Lineage: Eukaryota; Metazoa; Chordata; Lepidosauria; Squamata; Lacertidae
Gene: TMX4
Product: thioredoxin related transmembrane protein 4
Cellular component (GO): endomembrane system
Molecular function (GO): disulfide oxidoreductase activity
Source: RefSeq, a predicted model, not a curated record